Molecule: messenger RNA, 1844 nt
Organism: Tigriopus californicus
Lineage: Eukaryota; Metazoa; Arthropoda; Copepoda; Harpacticoida; Harpacticidae
Exons: 2
Coding region: 202-1698 (498 amino acids)
Biological process (GO): mRNA splicing, via spliceosome
Cellular component (GO): nucleus
Molecular function (GO): RNA lariat debranching enzyme activity
Source: RefSeq, a predicted model, not a curated record
AAUGUUAAUCGACCCCGACGUCACCCUUAGGCCUCUUUCUGAUAUUCACUCAACCUCCGUUGUUGUCAAAAUUCAUCGAAUCAAAACAAAACAAACACGAAAACGGUGGUUGACAGAACAAAUCUCCCUUCACGCGUUUUCCCCGUUCUUUUAAGAUCCACCGACCGACCGACCGCCGGUCACCGCUCCUUUCUCGGCCACAUGCAUAUCGCCAUUGAAGGUUGCACUCAUGGGGCCCUGGACGAGACAUACGCCGCCAUUGCCGAGUGUCAGGCUCAAACGGGCCAGAAAAUCGAUCUCUUGCUGUGUUGCGGCGAUUUUCAAUCCGUCCGCAAUCUCCGGGAUCUUCAAUGUAUGGCCGUCCCCGACAAGUACAAGGACAUGUGCUCGUUCUACAAGUACUACUCGGGCGAAAAAGUGGCGCCGAUCCUGACCCUCUUCAUUGGCGGCAAUCAUGAAGCCAGUAAUGUCUUGCAAGAACUACCCUAUGGGGGUUGGGUGGCGCCCAAUAUCUACUAUCUAGGUUAUGCCGGGGUUUUGAAUGUGGGCGGGGUGCGGAUUGGCGGAUUAUCCGGGAUUUAUAACGGCCACAACUAUCUCAAAGGCCACUUUGAACGCCCACCUUAUGACCGUAGUACGCAAAGGAGCGCUUAUCAUGUCCGCAAUUUGGAGGCGUUUCGCUUGAAGCAGUUGGCUCCGGAUCCGCCGCAGAUUCUAAUGAGUCAUGAUUGGCCGGAAGAUGCCGAUAAAUUUGGCAAUCUUGAGCAGCUCCUCCGAUUCAAGCCCCAUUUCCGGGACGAUGUCCAGGCCCACAAACUGGGAUCUCGACCCGCUCGCGAAAUUCUGGACAUCGUUCAACCUGAGUAUUGGUUCUCGGGUCACUUGCAUUGUAAAUACGCGGCCGUGAUCGAGCAUGACGGCGGUCAAAGCACCAAGUUCUUGGCCUUGGACAAAUGCUUACCUCGACGACGGUUUCUUCAGAUUUUGAGCGUGGGCUCGGACAUCGAGCACGAGGAAGUGCCUCUUGAAUACGACCCGGCUUGGUUGGCUAUCCUCAAAUCCACCAAUCACCUCCUUUCCGUCACGAACCGCACCCAGCACAUGCCUGGGCCGGGUUAUAACGAUCGGUACGAUUUCCAGCCCACGGCGGAGGAGAUUCAAGCCGUGGAACGCCUCUUUGAAGGGGAUUUCCGGGUCCCCAAGAACUUUCAGAAAUCCGCGCCCGCCUUUGAUCCUGAGCACGAGAGCCUCCGAGAUUUGCGACAUACCGGUCAGUCGGAAUUCGAGCUCAAUCCCCAAACGGUAGCCUUCACGGAGAAGCUACAAAUCGCCAACCCGGUGGCCAUGCUUAUGUCCCAAUCAGAAAUCCGGGAGCAAUCCCAAGUGCCCAUGGAGUUGAACUCCACCACGAUCAAUGAGGAUGAAAUUCCUUUGGGGGAUGAUGAUGAUGAUGAUGACGACGACGACGACGACGAUGGUGAUGAUGUCAAAGACGAGAAAAGUGAACCGCUGAGAAAGUCCUUGAUUCUCCCAGCCCCGAAAUUUGAAGCGGCUUCCUCGAAUUCCGUGGAUGAGGUCAAGAGCUCAGACAACGGAGAAUGUGCAUUCAUUAUCGAUACUCAAGGCGAGGUUGAUCGUUCCAUUGGGGAUGCACCCACGCCCAGAUGGCCCAAGUCAAUCUUCAAGAUCAUGUUAUAAAGGGUAUUCCUGAGUUAGGUUUCUACAUUCCGGAGUUCAUCACGAUCCAACGUGAGAAGUACCUCUUGCACGAAAUAAGCAAAAUAUCGAAGGUCAAAUGGCAACAACUCUCAAAUCGUCGCCUCCUCAACUUUGGCACGCAAUCG